Molecule: messenger RNA, 906 nt
Organism: Episyrphus balteatus (marmalade hoverfly)
Lineage: Eukaryota; Metazoa; Arthropoda; Insecta; Diptera; Syrphidae
Exons: 2
Coding region: 40-573 (177 amino acids)
Source: RefSeq, a predicted model, not a curated record
ACACAAUUUUUUUUUCAAGUGAGGCAUAAUUUUGUCUGAAUGGGUUGGCAACACUGCGGUGUACUGCCAAUUUUUAUCGGACAGACUAGUAAUGAUGCUUCAGAUGAUAUCAUGUCCCUUCUAUCGAUGCCUUCUACUAGAGAGAAACAAAGUAAACUAGUUGGCGAGGAGAUCCUCGAACUUCUUACUAAACACACAGCCAAGGAACGAUCUUUAGCAGAGAAAUUCAAAUCCCACGGAGGAGCUCAAGUAAUGGAGUUCUGUCCCUAUGGUAAGAAAGUUGAGUGUUUAAAAGCCCAGCAGGCCGCAGCUGAGAUGGCUGCCAAGAAACGACGUGAAAUCGAACAGAAUGCAGUCUCCGACAAGGCCGAGGAUUCAAAUGCGGAGACAAAUUCCAGUGGAACUCCUGAUGAAUCAUCGACAACCAACUCGGAGGAAUGCAAAAAAGAAGAACCAGCUGCUGCCUUGCUGGUAGCGCCCAUCGAUGAGAUCAUCACAUCAUCACAUAGCAGUAUGAAUUCUAAUGAGGGCCAGUGUUGCCAGAAUAUUUUCGAGGCAAGGAUCCGAUUUUGAAAAAUACGCAAAAAACUUUUGUGGCAUGAGAUUUGAAUUUUUUUUUAAUUUUCAAAUAACUUUUUCUUAUCAGACUUCAAGUAUAAUUACACUGUGCAAGUUUAUUCAAAAAAAUUUUUGAGACAAGUGUGCUGUUGACUGUUCCUCCCUAUUUCGGACCUGAGAAAUCGAUUGGCAUCAUUAGUUUUUCGAUUUAUCGGUACGACUUCGAACAAAAUUUUUUUCGGAAGUAACCAUAACAAAUUACAGAUCCAAUUUUGAUCAUUUCUGUUAUUAAACGUCGGUAAUGAAAAAUACUUUAAAAUCUAUGUGUUGAAAAUUGCCGGUGCUGCC